Messenger RNA from Cotesia glomerata, 5349 nucleotides. RefSeq names its product hydrocephalus-inducing protein homolog. Gene Ontology annotation, cellular component: axoneme. NCBI's taxonomy places the organism in Eukaryota, Metazoa, Arthropoda, Insecta, Hymenoptera, Braconidae. Gene Ontology annotation, biological process: axonemal central apparatus assembly; cilium movement. Bases 64 to 5349 code for a protein of 1761 amino acids. The record is from RefSeq and is a predicted model, not a curated record. The transcript has 6 exons.
GCAGAAGAAUUUUCUUCUUUUAAUAUAACUUUUUUAUCAUCAAAAUACGGUCAAUUUACUGAAAUGGUAGAUUUUAAAACUGAAGAAAGUGACGAAAUUAUAACUCUUUGCAUUAAAGGAAACAGCAUUCUACCAGCCUUAAAUUUUGAUAAAACUCAUCUUAACUGUGGUACAACAGCUUUAGGAUUCACUUCAGAACAUGAAGUUACACUUUUAAACGACUCUCCAGUAUCCGUAAAAUUAAGUUUAACUAUUCCAGAUGGUAACGAGUCUCCAGUAACUUACGAGUCUUUUACUUAUUCCGCACCAAAUUUAGUAUCAAACCCCAAAGAAUUUUUUAUUCAGCCUCAACAAUUUAUCCUCAGCGCUCAAAGUUCUCGUAACAUUAUUAUCAAUUUUACUCCAAAUAUUGCCCGAGUGUCAAAUACAUGUCUCGAAGUAAAAUUUGAUGGAUUCGACAGUACUCCAGUAACUCUUCCAAUAGUUUUCAAAAGCGAAGCUGCUUCUCUUGAAAUAGAACCAUCUGGAUAUGUGGUUGAAUUUUGCUACAUUAAUUUUCCAUUUACGCUUCACUUUACGAUCAAGAAUAAAUCAGACAUAGAAGGAUUCGCUUACAAUAAAAAACAAUCAUCGAAGAAUUCGGCUAUAUUUUAUUCAAUGUCACGACAAUUGUGGCAUUUAAAAUCAAAUGAAUCCAAGUGUUCAUCAGUAACAUUAAUACCAACUAAAUAUGGAAGGCAAAGCAUUGAGAUACCAAUUAUGACAUUUGGUAGUUUGUAUCCUCAAACUUUAACUAUUGCAUACAAUUGUCAAGGAGCUACUGUUUUGUCAAUUCCUUCAGAACUCGAUUGGGGAGAAGUGCAACUUCUUGAAAAAAAAUCAAUGUCAUUUAAAUUGGUUAAUUAUUCUCCGGUACCAGCUUACUUUGAAACAAUUAUAAGCAAUAGCAAAUCACCUUGGUCACUAUCAACAACUUCUGGUGAAAUAAAUCCUCUUAAAUCCGAAAAUAUAACUGCAACAAUAUUUAUGAGAGAAGGUAAACAAUUAUGUGAUAUUAUAUUCGUUUCAGUAUUGAACGGUUCGACCAUCACAAUUGUGUUAAAAGCUUCUGGCAUCGGAUCACCAAUUAUUAUUGAUCCAAAUAUUUUCCCCACAUUUGACAUGGGUUGUUUUUUUAAUAAACAAAAAAACUGUUUAUCAUUAGUGGUCACGAAUGAAGGCAAUCAGUUAAAAAAAAUUUUUUUUUCUUCAAUAGAAAUCAAAAUGAUGGAAAGUGAUAAACUAAUUACGCAUAGUAAAAAAUUUUUAGUAGAGCCAUUUUUAAUAGAUUUAUUACCACGAAAUAAACAAAAAAUAAAGUGUGUGGUAUAUUGUGAAGAGCUUGGAAAUAUUUCAGAAGAAUGGUGGAUUUAUAGCUUAUUACCAGGUCAAAAAAUGUAUGAGUUGAUUGGAAAAAGUUUGUUUUCGGCAAAGUUUAUCAAACCAUUGAUAAAUUUUAAUAAAAAUAAACUUUCGUUUUUCAUAAACAUUGGGUCUAAUUCAGAAGAAUCAUCAGAGAAGCUCAUCGAUAAAAUUGAAAUUACAAAUACAUCCGAGUUAGAUUUACAAGCGCAUGUUUCUAUCAGAACACCGUUCAGUUUGCUUACAGAUAAAAAUUUAUAUACUCAAAGCAUUGUAGUAAAUUUUUGUCAUAAUUUAGCAAGCAGUAUACAGAUUUGUUUUACACCUCUGAUAAGUGAUUCGCAGUAUUCUUCAAAAAUAUACCGAGACAUCUUAAAAUUUGAGUAUGAGUAUCCAAAAGUCGACGAAAUUGAAUGUGAAGCUGUGAUAAUAUAUCCUAAUAUAAUUAUUGACCCUGAUAGUCUACAAUUUGACUUAAUUUUAGGGAGUAUAGUUGAGAAAGAGAUUACAUUGAUAAAUGAAGGACCGGUCACUGCUUAUUACCAAUUUUACUGGGCCAAUGAAAAUAUUGAAUAUUUAAAAAUAAAAUCUGUUUCUCUUACUUCUGUCAAUAGCCCAACCAAAUUAACGACGGAUGAAAUGGAUUUAGAAAAUGGAUUCGAAAUAUUUAAAAGGAAACUUUCUGAAGAAAGAGUUGAAAAUUUUAUUAAACUGUUGCCAAUGGAAGGAUUCGUUCCGCCAAUUUCUAAAAAGUUAAUUACUUGUACAUUUUACACUCAAGAUCCUUUACUUAUAAAAGCGAAAUUACAAUGUCAAGUUUUAAAAGGACCUUUAAUAAGUAUUGAAGUUGAGGCAAAAGCAGAUACCGUGAGAUACCAUUUAAGUACAAAAAAUAUUAAUUUCGAGAAUGAGAAUCUUACGAGAAUUUUUUCAAUAAAUCCAAAGAAAGGGUUCAUCAAAUCAGGAGAAACUGCUGUGAUUAUACUUCAAUAUAAACCAAUUAUUCCAGGAUACGUUGAAGAAUUUUUUUACCUCGACAUUGAAAAUUUAUCGCCGGUUAAAAUUAGUAUGCAAUGCCAUGGAAUAUUUCUUCAAGUGUAUUUACCGUUACCAAGGGCUGAUAAUGAUAAUUUAAUUUGUGAUGAAUAUUGCGCUCUUCAAUAUUUUGAAGAUUUGAAUAAUAACGGAGAAUUAAACAACAAAAAAAACAGCUCACAAAUAAUUUCAGAAGCUGAUCUAUCAAGACUUACUUCAAAUGGAUGGUAUGUAGUUAAUUGCUAUGAAUUACCGCAAAUUGUGGACAUUAAAAUGUUUAUUGAAAGAUAUUUUGCAACGGAAUUCAUAAAAAAAAAUAAUACACCUUUAGACGAUUAUAUUGUUACCUAUGUCCUAAAUUUAGGAUAUGUUGUGGCUGAUCAAUUGACUAGUCAUUCUUUGACGAUAUUAAAUUAUUCUCCUUGCAAAUUAUUCAUCGAAUUAAAGCAACCAAAAAGUCAAAAGUAUUUAUCAAAGUAUGGCAUUACAAUUAAAUUUGAAAACAGAAUUCUAGAGCCUGCGGAACUUUGUGUUCUUGAAAUUUCAAUUAAUCCAUCAAGCAAAAUUUUUCUUGAUAAAACUGAUGAAAUUAGAAGAGAAAUUUUUAUUGAAGUCGCUCAUGGUUGUAAGGUUUCUAUCUUAAUAAUAGGAGUUAUCACGUUUCCGUCCUUAAAAACAAACACAAACUAUAUUGACUUUGAAAAUAUUUUUAUUGGAGAAUGUAAAGAGACACCAUUGUUAAUUGAAAAUGAUGGUUUGAUUGAUUGUCGUUGGAGGAUAAAAUUGUCUGAUGAAAAUUUAAUGUCAAGCUCGUUUUACUUAAUUGAAACAGAGGGAAUCACUUCUCCUAAACAACAUAUAGUAAUUAAUAUCCGUUUCAAACCACAUAAAUCUGGUUACCACGAGACUGACUUAAUUAUUUUUAUAGAACAAUCCUGUGAGUCUAUAAAAAUAAAAUUAAUUGGCAGAGGAGUAGAACGUAAAUUAAAUAUCAGUGAACCUUCAAUUGAUUUCUUCGCAAAUCUUCAUAACUCAUCAAAAGAGCAUAUUUUUUAUGUUGAAAAUCCAAAUGUUUGUCCAAUUGAAUUUUAUUGGGAGCAUUUAGAUAAAAUAAGUAAUGAAGAAAACAAAAUUAUUCACGUAUUGCUUACUUAUUAUCAGGCUAAUGAAAUUUUUCUACCAAUAACGAAAAUUGCAUCACAGCUUCCUCAGAAACUUUACGAAUUUUAUUAUUACUUGGUUGAUAAUGCAAAAAGUAGAAAUAUUAAAAAGAAUAUAAAUAAUCUAAGUGACAAAUUUGUCAAUUCAAACAAUUCGUGUAUGACUUCAGAAUAUAAAGAUAUAAAAGAGUCAAUUUCUUGUGAUGAAACUGAGAGCUUGAUUUAUUUUUAUAUUAAUAAUCUUCAUAACCAAGAUGACUUCUGGAAAACUCGUAAAGACCCAAUUAAAGAAAUAAAUGAUGAUUAUUAUUAUUAUAAAUUAUUGACUAAAAAAAUUUGUAUUGUAUUUCACGGAGCACCCUUUACUUCUUAUCAAGAAACUGCGUGUCGAGCUGCUAGAAAAAUGAACUUACCAUUAUUAAAUUUGAACACUGUAAUUACUGAAUUUAUUGCUUUGAAAAAGUCACCGAGUGCGAUCAAAAUUAAGAAAAUAAUAUAUCAAAAGUACGAAGCGUUACUGGCUACCGUAAAAGAUCAAUUAGAAAACUUUGAGUUCACCACAAAAAUUAAUGAUUCAACUCACAAAGAAAAAAUAUACAAUCAAGAAGUCAAAAUUAACAAAUUGAAAAAUGAAUAUUUAUUCAACUUUUCUAAACCGAAAAUAAAUUAUCUCAUUGAUAGUUUACAAACCAUUCCUAGUAUUGAGGAAUUACAUUCUAUGGAUCCAUUUAGUUGUUUAGAGUAUAAAAUCGAAGGAAUAAAUUUGAUAGAAAGCAUUAUUAAUUGUAAAAAAAAAUUAAUCGAUAAAUCAAGUAUUAAAAUCAAAAAAAGAAGAUCUAAAUCUAAGCAUGGAGAAACUUUUCUUGAUAUUGACCUAAAUCUAUUUAAAGAAAUUUUAAAAGAAAUAUUAGAAAGUGAUCAUUUUAGAAAAGGUUUUGUUCUUCAAACUUUAGCUAAUAAUUUUAUAACUUCAAAUCACGACUUUGAAGAUCAAAGUGUCAUUACUGAAAAAAAUUUAGAUCCAAUUAUCAAAACAGUUGAACAAAACUGUUCAGGAAAAUUGUUUACAGUAAAUAAAAACCACAGAAAAUCAGAUUCGGAGUCGAACAUUUGCAAUAAACAAGAAUCGAAAAGAAAAUUAAAAAGUCCAAAAAGCCAAUCCCUAUGUGAACCUAUUUUAUUUGAAUUGAGUGAUAAAGAAGACGAAAUCAAAAAGAAAAAGAAAUCAAAAUCUGUGGUUAAAGCGUUUAAUACUUAUAACUCGAAUUUAAAAUCAAUGUUAAGAAUAAUAGACAAUUGGAUAUCUGCAUCAGAUAUGAAUGAUGGUCAUCGAUGGCAUGCAAAAUUUAGCGAUCCCUGGGACCCUCGAAUUUAUGAUUUGAUAAUCCAUCAACUACUCGAGAGUGAUUUUGUCAAUAAAUUAUCUAUUGAACAAAUGCGAGGUCUAACUCUUAAUUCUAAGUUCUACAGAGUCCUAACGAAAACACAACAAAGAAAAUUAUCUAACAGUGAUGACCAAGUAUUCAAAUUGUAUUCUUUACCAAAUUUUAGUACAAAUGAUAUGUCUGGUACACAAGUUGAGGGCGUUGAACCACGUUUUGCUAUGCAACCUGGUGAAGUUAAAUACUUUAAAAUUGUUUUCAAUCCUGAAAAUAUCGGUACUUUCCGGCGAGAAUUUUUUUUAGGUGUUAUUGGGAAUGAUAAAACUUAUAGCAUCAGUGUUAACGGCAUUGUAGAUAAUCCGAUUCUGUAG